AUGGGCGACUCGAAAGUUUGGUCGCUUGCAUCGGCGGCGACUUGGAGUGGAGAUGGCUCGGCAGGAACAAUGACAACCUAUGAUUUGGAUACGGCUAUGAUUAAGCGGGAGAAGCGAGAUAGUAGUGAGGUUAGUUAAGGAGCGGGUAACACCUGAAGUGGUGUGAAAAUCACAAUUUUUUCAAAUUCUUGGUUCAGUAGCACAUUUAAAAAAAAUUAUAAUGAGAACCAUUUUGAAAUAUUUUCGAAAAAAGUGAUGAGAAUAUUUUUUUGAGUGAUUCGGAAAAUUGAUUUUAAAAGUUUACAGUAGGGAUAGUUUUUAGAGUCUUGAUUUUCAGAUUCAUGUUUCCCUACUGUAACAUAAUUGUGAUCAGACUUCCAAAGAACUCAAAAAAAUGCUAAAGAGCUUCACGGAAUUCCAAAAUCCCUCAAGUUCUCACUCCAAAAUUCCACAGAAUAGUAUGAAUUCUAACACCUCCUACAGAUUCAGGUUCUUCAAAAAAAAAAAUCCAGAAACCCGCAUUAUAUUAUCCACAUAAUAUUAUUACAAUUUCCUCCUCAUAUCGCUUCUUUUUUUCCGCCAAGCAGCAAAAAAAGAACACAACGCGAAGAAUGAAAUAUUAGCCAAUUUCCUAGUAUAUUUUUUCCAACCCCAAAAUAUCUAUAUGGCGUGUGUUUUCCAGUUUACCCAGAUUAACACCUUGAAAAAAAACGCAAAGAAAGAAAAGGUGCGAUGUUAUCUUGUCGUCUUCGUCUUCUUCUUCUUUUUUUUGAUUUCAUUGUUUGAUAUACAUGGCCCCAAUUAUUUUUCAUCAUCUUCAUCUUCUUCUUCUUUUUCGCCUGUUUUAGUUUAUCUACCUAUCUAUAUCUUUAAUUAGGUGUCAAAUACGCGUGUGUGGGAAAUGAAUAGCUCGGGACGAUGGUCGCUUGAAAUUUUGAAGUUCUUCCGAUUUAGCUCGUGGGAAAGUUUGAAAAAUAGAGUUUCUUUGUUUUGCAUAACACCUUGGUGAUAAUUAUGCGAAUUUAUGGUGUUGGAUGAAAUACCGUGCAAUAAUCAUGGUGAAAUUGUGAAACGGAAGAGAAAAUAGUUCUUCAGAGCCUGAAAAUGAAAGUAGGACUGGACCUAGGUCUCAAGUGGAAAUUAAUUAUGAAGAGUAUCAUUUUUGCCAAAUCACAUACCAAAAAAUAUUUAAUGUCGAAGCCCAGCAGAUAUCAGGGGCCGUAUUCAUUCAUGAAAGUGAUUUACCAAAAAUGUUUGGUAUAGUCCACCAGGUACCACAUUUGGUAACUUCCCCAAUACGUUUAGGCCUACCCAAUUUUCUACAUUUCCGAACCUAGAACAAGUUCUUCAAAGUGUUCCAGUAACUCAUAGGUUUCAGCAACAUUUGUCUUUAUCAUUUGAUUCGAUAAAUAACAGAAAAAGAAUCUUUUCCAUCUUCUUCACCCCCAUCAUGUUUUUAUUAAAAAUCGCAGUCGUCGUCCUCUUCUCUUCUCCGUGAUUAAUGUGAUUAGUGAAGAUAAAUCGAUAUCAUAUCAAUUUUAUUAUGUAUUGUUUUCACACAUCUUUAUUCUUUUCCCCUUUCAACUGACGAAAAAAAAGAAGACUACAUAUGUUGGGCAAGAGAAUAAGGCAAGGCAAGGCAAAAUAUAAAGUGGCCCCGGCGCCUUUUUUGCUGCUGAAAAAACAUGAAAGAUUGAGAGAGAGAAAGAGUGCGCGAGUCGGACUACUGUAGUUGUUUCGUCCGAUUGGCUGAUGGGCGUGGCCUGCGAAAGCCGACUGACUGCCUGCUAACCGAAAUAUGCGCCGCCCAUUGAUGAGAGAGUAUUGGAAAUGAGGAGAGUUGGCGAGAGAGAAAAGGAAGAUUGACAUACAACCGUUUUGAAGAAGUGAACUGACUGACUGAAUGGAUGGAUGUGAGUGUGUAUCUUGUCUCUUUCGAUAUUCAUCUGUCAUAUUAUUUACUACUCGUUUUUUUUUGAUUAGUUUCAUGUUUUCUUUUUUGUGUCACUUUUUUCGACGAUACCUGUCAUUUAUGGACUUAUUAUAGAUUGACUGACUGACUGACAACCAUCAUCAUCAAUUUAAAGGAGCUUUGACAAGUUGUGAAGAAGAAGAAGAGGAGAGAGAAGAUCGUUCAUCUUAUUCAGCAGCUAUGGCGCAAAGGGUACUGAUCAAUCUUCUGAAUUUAUUUAUUUAUUUAUUUAUUUGACUGACUUGAAUGACUGACUGCUGAUACCACCCUCGAUACAUAGACACACUUCAUGUUUGAUGUGUCUAUAAUUUAUCGGUUGGGGCUUUGGGCGGACGGCGGGCGGGGUUGACGAGAGAAGAUGUGACUGACUGAAUGACUGAAUGACUGACGGACCGAAUGAAUGACACUUUUUUUAUUUUCUUUUUCAGAACGAGCACGACAUAUACACUCGUGUGCCUCAUUUUUUCUCGAAAUUUUCCAUUAUUCUUUUGAAUUUUGUGUCAGUUUUUGGUCGAUUCUUCUCUUUUUCGAAACAUUUUCUAUUCUUUUUCGAAAUUUGGAACUUCGAAAAUCACACUAUACUCUAGAUAUAUUAUAAUUCCACCAACUAUAGAUGCAACUUUCUUUGAAAUUUCUUUAAAUUUAGUUUUCGGACCGUUUCAGUCAAGUUUUAAAAAUAUUUUUCUUAAAAUCACUCACCAAUUUCUCGUCAUCCUUUUCUUCAACAAGUUCUUCAACUUUAUAGCGCUACCAAAUCUCACAGAGUUCCACGAAUUCCCGAAACACUUUUUGUUCUCGAAAAAAAAAAUAAAAAUAAUUCGGGAGUACUGUGAUUAUUUUUGUGUGCAUCAUAAUCUGCAAACACCACACACGUGAAUUGACGAAUAAUUUCUAUUUUUUCUUUUUUUUGCCGCCCGUUUCCCACCCUAGUUUGAAGGGGAAAACUAGAGAUUUUGUUUUCUUGUUGCCGUAAAAAACCAACAAAAAUGUUAAACGAGCCCCCAUAAAAAUCUCAUAAAAAAGUGACAUGAUUCACAAGCCAACUCCCCGCCGGAUAUAUUUCCCCUUCUAAUUUCCAUUAGACCACCCAACAUCAAAUUAAAAAAAAAACCAAUUCAAAUUACAGUAUACGGAUGGAUAUGGGCCACCGCCAGGCUCAGCAGGUGCAGAUGCUGCAGGAUAUGUCGCAGAUCCAGCCGGCUUUUUCUGGUCUGGAAGUAUGGGUGCCGGAGGCGCCACUGGAACUGGAGCUGAAGCUGGCGGAGCUGCCGGUUUGCAACAUAUGGAUGAGCGAAAACAGGCGGAUAAAGAGGCGAUUUAUGCGUGAGUUGUUUUUGAAAAUGAGAAUGGGUUACGGUAAAUUGCACCUUGGCGGCCGUCGGGCGGCGGCCACCAACUGCUUUUCCAAAUAGCCAUAAAUCAAAUUCAUGUUGCAGCCAUCCGCUCUAUCCGUUGCUGGUUGUUUUGUUCGAAAAAUGCGAGCUAGCCACAUCGACACCGCGCGAACAAUCAAGGGAUGGAACAUCGACUGGUGAUGUUUGUAGUAGUGCCUCGUUUCGAGAUGAUCUCAAUGAUUUUGUCAAACAUGUGAGUUAUAAGAGAAUUUAUUGAUUUCCUCCAGUUCACUGGGAAAAAAAUCGAUUUUUUUUUCCUUCAAAAUAAAAAAAAUGUUUUUUGUUUCAGUCCCAAGAAAAUGCUGACAAAUCGUACUAUGUGCCGAAUCCUCAAUUAGACCAAAUUAUGUUGCAAGCCAUUCAAAUGCUCCGUUUUCAUUUGCUCGAGCUCGAAAAGGUUUGUUACUUACAUUCACAAUGCCUUUAUCAGUAUUUUUUUUUAUUCCCCAGCCCAGCCAUUUUUUUGCGGUGUUCAAAUGCACUUAUCAGUGUUCCCUCGCUUUUCUCGAAUAUUAUUAUUUCCACAUUAGUUUACUCAAAAAAGUUGAAAUUCUUUUAGGUGCAUGAACUUUGCGACAACUUUUGCAAUCGAUACGUGACGUGUUUGAAAGGAAAAAUGCCGUUGGAUAUUGUGGGCGAUGAGCGAGCUUCAUCCUCGCAGCCACCAAUGUCACCCGGAAGUAUGGGACAUCACGCACAUUCAUCGUCACCAUCAAUGGCUGGCGCACAAACACCAAUGAGUCAUUUCCCGCCGUACGAACCGCAAUCUGUUCCGCUGCCUGAAAAUCCUGGUGUUAUGGUUCAUCCGAUGGAUGUGAGUUGAAGUUUCUUUUUCCCCCUCUAGAGAUGACAGUUGUCAACCUCAUAACUUUUUAUGUAUCAAGAAAAAGGCGUCGAUUUGAUUUACGAAAGACGAAAAUUCUUGGGGUGUUCUCUUUUUUUUCUCCUCGAUUUCCACCGCCUUUUUUUAAACGAAAAUUUGCAUAUAUAGAGAAUGAACACUUGUUCUUUGAGAAAACCUAACCGCCAAACAAAAAAAGAAAAGAUUAUGCAAAUUAGGCUAACUGUGCGUGCGUGUGUCAAUAUGACUUCGCGCAUAUUGAAUUGACACACCCAAAAAAUGGGGGGUAGUUGAAUAAUUGUAAUUAAAUAAUUGACCAAUCCAUUAUCCGAAUUGUUGUGUGGAUGCGCAUGAUUGGUAUCCAUUAGGAUUUGAAGGGGGAGGAUUUGGGAUUUUGGAUGAGCAUGGGAAAUUUCUCGAAGCGCUGAUCCUUGAAAAUUGAAUUUUCUAGGUGCCACUACUUGAACACGGGGGUUUCUAGGCUUGGCUGCUUGGCAUAGACUUUUUGAAGGCGCGGCUACUAGUAAGCUAGGGUCUCUAAGCGCAACUCACAAUUAAAUUCUCUAAGCGUGGCUGCUUGAAAAUUAGGGUUUCAAGGCUUGGAUACUUGACAUAGACUUUUUGAAGGCGCGGCUACUAAUAGCCUAGGUUCUCUAGCCACUGAUCCUUGACAAUUGAAUUUUCUAAGCGCGGAUACUAGUAAGUUAGGCUAUCUAAGCGUGGCUUCUUGAAAACUAUGGUUUCUAGGCUUGGAUACUUGGCAUGAAGCUCUGAAGGCGCGGCUACUAAUAAGCUAGGUUCUCUAGGCGCUGAUCCUUGACAAUUGAAUUCUCUAUUUAAGCGUGGCUGCUUGAAAAUUACGAUUUCUAGGCUUGAAUACUUGACGCAAGGCUCAAGACUAGAAGGUUUAUUAUACAUGCAAAACUAUCAAAAAUAUCUCGAAACCUAACUCAAUUAUUUUAUUUUCAGUUUGCUGGUUCAUCAAUGGGCUACGGUUUACCGCCAGGAAUGGUUGGAGCAUCGUCUUCACAGCAACAACCCCAACAACCACAAUCAAACACAUCAAAUUCACAGGAUCACCCUUUAGUGAACAGCGGGACGCUCCACUCGACGGCUGGGGCAUCCCAGGCGCUGCAUCCCUUGGCCGUCAGUAGUAGCCCAUCAUCAUCAGGUGGCGGUGGACUACGACAAAAUUCGACACCAUUAUCUGGAAUCGGCGGUGGAAAUGGAAGUGGCGGCGAAUCAACGAUGACACAUUUGAACGGCAAUUCGAUUGAUAACAUAUCGGAAGCUGGUUAGUCUUUGAUUAGCUCUAGAUGAUACCUAACGUUUCCGAAUUUCCCCCCUACUAAUGGAAAUGUUCCUUCGUCUGUCAAUAGAGGUCCUCUCUCUCUCUCUCUCUCUAUUUUCCCCCUAAAAUACAAAAAUAAUUAUUUAUAACAUUUUCCACCUAACCACACUUGAUAAUUUGCACAUGAUUGAAUUUGCUUGCUUUGUAUUUGCCUGCUUAUUAUGCCUGUGAAUGACACUUUUGUCUUCUGUUUUUGUCUCAAAGUCCCGCUUUCAUUUUGUCUCUCAUCACAGAAGUGUCGUCGUCGUCUUCUUCUUCGUUUUUUGUUGUCUCCUCAUCUUCAUCAGCUUCAUCAUCAACCGCUUCCAAUUGUAUUAUCGAGCAAAGUCUUCAGUGUGCAAUGCUUGACGAAUACUCGGCUCCAACAAGCUCGAAUACUAAUUUAGCUGAUCUUCAACAACUCCAGCAACAUCCGGCAAUGUGUGAUUAUUCACAAUAUGCUCCGCCACCACCACCGCCACAUCCGCAUUCAUAUCAUCAUUAUAAUGAUUUGUCGGGCGGCUAUCCGCCACCCGAUCCUUCACCCGAACCCCGGAAGUUGGCGGGUGGUGGGAAGGCGGCGAAGAAAUCGGGAGGACGCGGGAUGUUUCCGAGAGAGGCGACUAAUUUGUUGCGACAGUGGUUGUUUCAAAAUUUGACGGUGAGAAUUUCGUGUUGUUAACUGAUUAUUUUUUUGGUUUGGCGCACUCACAAUUUUAUGUUGAAUUUUUAUUAUUUGAAAAGUUUUGGAUUUUUGCUAAAAACAAAAAAGGUUUGCUGUAAAUUUUGGAUUAAUUCAAGGUCCGGUAUGUUCAGAAUAAUAAUCUGUUGUAAAAUUUGGGCCCCUUCAAAAUUAUCUAGAGAUAAAAGAGAGAGAGAGGACCAGACAGACAGUAUUUGACAUACUGUAAUCUGGUCUUCUUUAGGCGAUGAGUUCUCAAUAUGCGGUUCGAAUGAAGAUGGACGCGAAUCGGUGUUAUCCGAUGGUCCGAAUAGUAUAUCGAAUGGUGGCGGCGGCGGUGGAAAACGCAAAAUUCCCAAAGUCUUCUCGAAAGAGGCGAUCACCAAAUUCCGCGCGUGGCUAUUUCAGAAUUUGUCGGUAAGCGAACGCGAACGCGAAGAGAAAUUGUAUAUCUUGUUGAGGGCAAACACUCUUGCACAGUGUAACAUUUAAUUUUUUCUUACAACAAAUGUGGUGUUCUGGCGAGGAGGAGCAAUUUUUCAUCAUUUUUUUGCGAAUGGGAAGGGAUUGGGAAAAAUUGAAGUUGAAAGUUCAAUACAGUAGCCAUAUCUCGCAAAAAUCUCGAAAUUUCAAGGUCUUUUUAAAGACUACAGUAGUCUAGAGAGGAAAAUUAUCGAUUUUUUCGAUAAUCGAAGCUAAACAUUAAAAUUCGCACAGAAAAUUGAAAAUCAAAAAUCAAUAGUCCUCCUUUUCUAUUGAUUACCGUAACCUAUAUCCCAAUAAAUUUUAAUUUUUUCCAGCAUCCAUAUCCAUCAGAAGAGCAAAAGAAGCAAUUGGCAAAUGAAACGGGUCUCAAAAUUCUACAAGUCAAUAACUGGUAUGUUUAUUUAUUUUAUAAGGGUUACCACCAUCUCAAAUAUCAUCAUCAUCCUAAAAAGUUUUGUGUAUUUCUCUUGUAAGAUGAUCGGCACUCUCUCUCUCUCUUCUUUUGUUCUUUCCGCUGACCGACAAUCAGGAUAAACACUCUAUUCUUUUUUUGCCUGAUUGCGCAAUUUGAGUCAUUGAUGAGGCAAGAUAAUCCCUUUAUUGUUAUUCUAAUUUCCGGGGGGAACUUUUGAGCACUUUGUAGCUCUUUUGGUUUUUUCCCAUGGGAGAUGGUUCUGAAACAAUGGGAGUUAUCGUUAUCUGCAAUCUUGCCACCAAUUAUUUUCCAAUCCCCCCUUUUUCUCUUUCCACCAACGAAAAAAUGGGAUGUCGAAUGCGCAAAAAAAAAAUUUGAAUGUAAUUUAAGCGGGGUGGUCGUAGAUGUCAGUUUGAUGAGUGACCCACGUUUUCUACAUGGAUUACGGUACAAUAAUUACCCCGUUUUUUUGUCUGUCAAUUGUUGUUGUUGUAUAGACGAUUGCAUUAAAUUGAGGAGAAAGAAUGGAAAAACCAACAAGGUUUUCGAAAUUGGUGGAAUUUCCGAAAGGUUUGUGAUGAGAACAAAGACGAUUUGGGGUUUUUUAUGAGGUGUGGAAGAGUGUUUUGGCGGAUAAUGAGGGGGGUUCCACAGGGUUUCAUGUUAGUUGCAGUCAGUCACAACUGUUGACAUGCGCAUCGGAUAAUGUGGAAUCAAUUGAGCGUGUGCUUAUUGUUUUUAAUCGCACCCUUUUUUAUGGGGUGAGAAAUGGGGAUAAACAUUUGGGCAUACUGUAGGAUUUUUAUGGCGAAUGAAACUGUAGUUGGAAAAUAAGUAGACUGUAGUCAUUCGAAAAAAAAUCUAGUUUAGGUUGUCCAGAGUCUAGUUUUGCUCACUUCAACAUGAUUUAUGACGUCGCACCUUUUUUCGCUUUUGAAGAUUGAUUUCAUCUUCCUUAGGUUUUUGCUAUUGCUCACAGCUAACUUCAGCUCAAACCUCGAAAUUCACCCAUUGCUUAAAGUUGAAAGUUUACCGUAGUUUUUCGGCACCUCCUCCUUCCCCUUUCUUGUUUCCUCCACUAAAAUAAUAAAUUCUAAAUGCAUUUCGAAUUACUAGUUAAUUUAACUUGAAUGGAACCUUUCCUCCCUUUUCUUUUUUCCAAAAAAAAACUCUUUUCAUCCCGAAUUCGGUGUUGUUUUUUCUACUAGCGCGGCGGCUAUUUUUUGACUCUCCCCUGUCGAUUACCGUAUCCCCUCCCCUCCCUCCCCGUUUCUCUUUUUCUCUUCGUUUUUCGUUUUUCACGACGAACGAAACGAAGAAGUUGAAAAUAGUGGGUGAAUUGAAAGAGAGCGCAGAGAAAGGACAGCCUUGGCAAUGAUGGAUCGACGCAGCUGGCGACGUUGACAAGCCAAGAAGCGAGUGGAGAAGAAGAAGACGCGAAUGCGAAGCUAAGAAGAAAAAGAAGAAGAACUGAAAAAUAUAUAUAGAGAAGAGAGGAAAAAGAUGAAAAUGAAGGAAAUGUUGAAAAAAAAGUGGGGACUGUUAAAUAAAAUAAAUAAUAUCAAUUAUAUGUUGCUUUUAACAAUUAUCAAUCAAAAAAUGGAUGGAUGAAGAUGGAUUUGAUGAUGAUGAUGAACAAGGUGCUAACAUUAAUUCUCAUCUACCGUAUCGAUGUACAUAGAUUGUAUCAUCGUUGGGUCGUAAAAUUGCGCGUACCUCUGAAUUUAUGCGUUUUUUAUGAUCUCAAAAAGUUGCCACUUAAUUUAGUCGUUAAAAUUUGGUUGCGUAGAGAUGGGAAGGGUUGGAACUGGAAUUUGGAGUUGUUUAGAAUGAAGCUCUCAAAAUUAACCACGGAAUGUUGGCUAUGCUUUUUGAUACUUCCAAGUUACCUUAACUCUUGCCACACCUCGGCCAAAAUCGUGGUAUCCACAAUAAAAAAUUGUACGCUGACUUUUUACAGUACAAAAAUUGUGAAUUUUUCAGUUUUUGUCCUUUAAAAAUUGUGAUUUUUCAAUUUUUGACCUAAAAACUGAAAUUCAGAUUUUUCAAAAAAUUGUACUCUGUUAUUUUUUGUUUUUCAAAUCUCUAUCCAAAAAUUCAAAAAUCUCCGAAAUUCUGAUUCCCGGAAAUCCACGCAAUCUCAAAUUGUAUCCCAAAUCAGUUUUAUUUUCAAAUUCCCAUCCUCGCCUUCUUAUCUCCUCGCCAAAAUCAUUGUAAAAACUUCGAACGCCUGUUCGUAAGAUACUAGAAGAAAAUCGUAAAAAUAUCCACCAUUUGACAAUUUACGAGCUAUUGGUGGUAAAUUUAUGUGAUUUUUAUGAUGUCGAUAGAGUUGCCAAACUUUUUUAUAGUUUUUUUUUCGAUGUUAUCUUUGGGAUGAUGAUAUUUGGGGGGAACUUUUUCUAGAUUUGAAGAUUUGAAGAUCUGGGGAUUUCUUUUCAAAAUAUUUUUUGCAGGUUCAUCAAUGCUCGACGUCGGAUAGUUCAACCAAUGAUUGAUCAAAAUAAUCGAGCCGGUCGAGCACCGGCCAUGAAUGUGUUCAAAAAUCGUCGGCGAAAUCGCAGUGAGCAAAGUCCCGGACCCAGCCCCGAAUCAGACAGCGGCGCCAACUAUUCACCAGAUCCCAAUAAUCUUGCGGCGGCAGGUUCUAUGACCUAUCCAACCACAGAUUUGUACAGUAUGCAAAGGAGUAUGUUUAAUGGUGGUUAUGGUGGAUUCCCAAAUCCGUGAGUUUCUUAAUUUAUUUUUCAAAAAAUAAUUAAUUAAUCAAUUAAUUAUAGAACAAUGCCGUUUAUGCCACAAAUGAUGUUUCCACCAAAUGUUGAUUUGGCGCAACAAUGGGGUGUUGAUUUAUCAGCGCCACACAUGGAUUAA
Messenger RNA from Caenorhabditis angaria, 9994 nucleotides. NCBI's taxonomy places the organism in Eukaryota, Metazoa, Nematoda, Chromadorea, Rhabditida, Rhabditidae. The record is from the annotation of a GenBank genome assembly.